AUGACUAGCACCGCCGCCUGUGUUUUCUGUGACAUCAUCAAGGGCAAAAUCCCGCUGUUCAAAUUGCUUGAGACCAAGUACACGUAUUCGUUUUUGGACAUCCAGCCCACGGCCGAGGCACACUGUCUCAUCAUCCCCAAAUUCCACGGGGCGAAAUUGCACAAUAUUCCCGACGAGUACUUGGCAGACUUGCUCCCCAUCGUGAAGAAAUUGACGGCCGUUUUGGAGCUUGAUGGAAACAACACUCCUGAUGGCGAGGGCUACAACGUUUUGCAGAACAACGGCAGAAUCGCCCACCAGGAGGUGGACCAUGUGCACUUCCACUUGAUUCCUAAAAAAGACGCCGAAACCGGCUUGGGCGUCGGCUGGCCUGCACAGGCGACCGACUUCGAGAAGUUGGGCAAGUUGCACGAGUCCUUGAAAGCCAAGUUAGAGAAGUUGUAG
This is a messenger RNA of Metschnikowia bicuspidata var. bicuspidata NRRL YB-4993, 444 nucleotides long. It is a transcript of the gene HNT1, whose product is annotated as adenosine 5'-monophosphoramidase. Gene Ontology annotation, molecular function: catalytic activity. Lineage: Eukaryota; Fungi; Ascomycota; Pichiomycetes; Serinales; Metschnikowiaceae. Gene Ontology annotation, biological process: nucleotide metabolic process. The transcript has a single exon. Bases 1 to 444 code for a protein of 147 amino acids. The record is from RefSeq and is a predicted model, not a curated record.